Astyanax mexicanus (Mexican tetra) is the source of this 2699-nucleotide messenger RNA. It is a transcript of the gene bag2, whose product is annotated as BCL2 associated athanogene 2. The record is from RefSeq and is a predicted model, not a curated record. Gene Ontology annotation, molecular function: protein-folding chaperone binding; adenyl-nucleotide exchange factor activity. Bases 194 to 823 code for a protein of 209 amino acids. The transcript is spliced from 3 exons. Gene Ontology annotation, biological process: protein stabilization. Lineage: Eukaryota; Metazoa; Chordata; Actinopteri; Characiformes; Acestrorhamphidae.
AGGGCGGGAAUACCCCGGGAGAUCCAGCCCAUGUUUGGAGAUGUUAGGAGAUGUUUGUCCGUCAGAGAAACCGCUAGAAGGAGCCGGAGAGAGGAGACCCCUCAGACCCGCCCGUGUAGAGCCGAGUCUCCGCACUGAGACCCCCUCAGACCCGCCCGUGUAGAGCCGAGUCUCCGCACUGAGAGCCGCGGCCAUGGCUCAGGCCAAGAUCAGCGCAAAGAUCAACGAAGCCGCGAGAAGCGGGAAGUUCAGCCGCACUGUCUCCAUGGCGGACCGCUCUCUGCGCCUCCUGGAGAGUCUGGACGAUCUGGAAACGAGGGUGGAGGCUCUGAGAGAAGCAGCUACAGCCAUGGAGCAAGAGAGGGAGUGCCUAUUAGAAAUGAUUCAGUCCAUUCAGAACAGCCAGGAAAUGAGAACCAUAUGUGACGGAGAAAGAGAAGAGCUCACGCUUACUGCCAACAGGCUCAUGACCAGAACCCUGACGGUCCAGGUCUCGGUAGACACGAUCCGAAACGACCAGCAGGAAGACGCCCUGAAGAAAGCCAUGGCCAUUAUUGAUGAAAUAGCCAAUAAUGUGCUGGACAACUUGGAGGGCGCAGUAAAGAAGCUGCAGGCUCUUCAUGCUGCGUGCGUUAGCGAGGCUCCGGCCGUGCCUGUUGACCAGAAGUUUCAGAGCAUCGUGAUCAGCUGUGCUCUGGAAGACCAGAAGAAAAUCAAGCGGCGCCUCGAGACUCUGAUGAGGAACAUGGGUAAUGCUGAGAGAACCAUUAAAAUCAUGGAUAAUCAGAAGGUUGAUGAACCAAACAGUGUCAAUGGCAAAUAAUCAUGGUGCAGCUGAAGGAUUACAGAACAGAGUAACUACUGUAGCAAGUGCCUUUCCUAACCACUGAGGUGACCACAGGCUUCCAGACAUCACCAUAUUUGUACAUGUUGUGCUGCACUUUAAAGGUCCUGCACAGUUUUCUUGGCGUCUGUUGUGUGACUUGGCUUAAUGAGAACUUCGUUACACUUCUUAGUUCAAUCACACUCAAAUGUUACCUCUCUUCAGAGACAUUUGACAUACAAUGAAAAAAAAACUAAUGUGUACUCAGUGUAUUAUCUUUAAACUUAAGCAGAAUAUCAUCUCAAUUCCAGUCUUGUCUUGAAUAUUAAAGGGUCCAUAUCCGCAAAAAUCUGAUCUUAUUCCUUUUUUUGUGCUGCAUGUAAGUAUUAGGAAAGUGUCCAAAUGUACUCCCAUGCAGUUAAUGUGGAAACUAAGCUAAUAUAAACAGCCCACCAAUACAUUUACUUACAUAGGUUCUCUAUUUAGAUUACAGCAAUCCAGCUUCACCUGUACACUCUACAAAAAUACCAAGUCUCUUGUUUUUAGAUAAUCCAAGUGGAACAGAUGUUAGGGCUGGGUAAUAUAAUAAAAAAACUUAUGCUAAUGAAAAAUGGUGCUGUACAGUACAACAUUCUAAAAUCAAAGUAUAUUUAUGUAUUCAUAACGCCAGAAACACAUCAUGCGAUAUAGCUAAAUAGUGGAUAUUUGCUUGUAAAUAGCCACCAGUUGAACUUUUUUAAUGGUUGUUCAGUAAGUCAAUGUUUCUGUGUACUUUAGUACGAGGAUACUCACAAUAUGCACAUCAAUCAAUAAUGCCAUCCCCCUGGUGCCGCCCAACCAUUUGUACCUCACUGCUAUCAGAGGCUCACUACUGUUUUAUUAAGCUCUCUGUUUUCCCCCCGCCCCUAAACCCAUACAUCAUCCAGUGCCCCUCACAUUUUUUCCGCCUUUUCAAAUUUGAGCUGUGGGUGGAGUCAGCUAAAAUCAGGGGGAUUAAUUACCCUUUAAUUUCAACAUAAUUUACAGAAGACUGCACUGUGCUAAGCAGUUUCACCACUGACAAUCCAUACACGCUCCUUCUGUAACAAAAUUACAGGUGUGAUGAUGGGAUAUGGCCAUUUUUAUAUCUCCUAUAAAUACAAUAUUUUAUUUCAAUGUUUUUAAGGCAGUGUUUCUUAGCCCUGGUUCUGGAUCCCUCUGGUCUGCACAUUUAGUGCUUUCCCUUCUCACAGCAAACCUGAUUCGAAUAAUCAGUUCAUUAAAAAGCCCUUUCAGAGUUACAGGAGUGUGUUAAAGCAGGGAGAUCACUAUGUGCUGGACAGGGUUUCCUGGAGCAGGAAUGAGAAAAACUGUUUUAUGCCACAGUAAGACAGAUUAAUUAAUAAGAUUAAUUCUAAGGGAUAAAGUGAAGUUGGGAUAUGUUCAUGUUGAAUUGGUAUUAUGUUCCAGGCUUGUGUUGCAAGUUAAAGACCUUAAGGGAAAAUGAUACAAGGAUAUGGAUCCUUUAGCAUCUCAAGUCCUGCUUAUUUAAAUACACUUCAGUGACCCUGACACACACAUUUAGGCUUAAUGAUUAAACGUGUGCUGAGUGAUUUAAUGAUGGAGGUGAUGUUUUUAUGCAUUACUGACUCUCCCAUGCGUUUACUCCUGCUGUACAGGACCUUUAAUGUUGUUUGCAGGUUUUAAAGCUUCUUUUCUUUUCGUUUUGAAUUAAUUUCACUUCUAUCACUUCACUGCAUUUUCUCCAGUGAACACAGCUUAUUUUCCACACUUUACUACACCUCUCUCUGUCUCUGACCCAGAGCAGAACUUAGGUUCACAUCUAAACAAAUGAAGAAAAAAGAAAAUCAAACAUAUUAAACAUUCCUUCAUAUCA